AUGGAUUUCCAAAACAGAGCUGGAGGAAAAACAGGAGGAGGAGGAGUAGCCUCUGCUUCAGAUGCAGGAGUUGAUAGAAAAGAACGUCUCAGGCAAUUAGCCUUAGAAACCAUUGAUCUCGCGAAAGAUCCUUAUUUCAUGAGAAAUCACAUCGGUACUUAUGAAUGUAAACUCUGUCUAACCCUCCACAAUAAUGAAGCGUCAUAUCUUACACAUACACAAGGAAAGAAGCAUCAGUCUAACUUGGCUAGAAGAGCUGCCAAGGAACAACAAGAGCUUCCCUACCUCCCAGCUCCUGCAGUUCCGAAAGUCGAAUUGAAGAAGUUUGUAAAAAUUGGUCGACCUGGUUAUAAGGUAACAAGAGAAAGAGAUCCUGCGUCUGGACAGCAAGCACUGCUUUUCCAAAUUGAUUACCCUGAAGUAGCAGAAGGAGUAAUUCCUCGUCAUCGUUUCAUGUCUGCUUACGAGCAAAAGAUUCAACCACCAGAUAAAAGAUGGCAAUAUCUGCUAUUUGCUGCUGAACCAUACGAAACUAUUGCAUUCAAAAUUCCUUCUAGAGAAGUCGACAAAUCAGACAAGUUCUGGUAUAUGUGGAAUAAGGACAGCAAACAGUUCUUCCUCCAGGUUGCAUUCCGUGUUGAUUCUCGUAUAAACGACGAUGUACCUCACAUGGCUCCACCAAUGAUGAGUCAGGCAAUGACUGCUGCUCCUCUCUACGGAUUAUUCUGA
Messenger RNA from Auanema sp. JU1783, 729 nucleotides. The record is from the annotation of a GenBank genome assembly. Lineage: Eukaryota; Metazoa; Nematoda; Chromadorea; Rhabditida; Rhabditidae.